Molecule: messenger RNA, 4556 nt
Organism: Epinephelus moara (kelp grouper)
Lineage: Eukaryota; Metazoa; Chordata; Actinopteri; Perciformes; Serranidae
Product: zinc finger protein 239-like
Exons: 1
Biological process (GO): regulation of transcription by RNA polymerase II; central nervous system development
Cellular component (GO): nucleus
Molecular function (GO): DNA-binding transcription factor activity, RNA polymerase II-specific; RNA polymerase II cis-regulatory region sequence-specific DNA binding
Source: RefSeq, a predicted model, not a curated record
AAAUCCUUCACAACAUCUGGAUCUUUAAAAAUUCAUCAAAGAGUUCAAACUGGAGAGAAACCAUACAGCUGCGACCAAUGUGAGAAAACAUUUUUGCGCUGCAGUGCCCUCAAAGCCCAUCAACGCAUUCACAUUGAAGGGGAACUGUCCAGUUUUUUCCAAAGUGGGAAGGAUGUCACAGAGUCAGGGACCUCAAAAAAACAAGACAUUGACACAGCAGAGAAACCGUUUAACUGUGAUCAAUGUGAGAAAGCUUUCACCACUCUACGUAGCUUAAAAAGUCACCACUGUGUUCACACUGCAGAGAAGUCGCACUGCUGUGACCAAUGUGGGAAAACUUUUUCGCAGCGCACGUCCCUUGAAACUCACCAAAGAAUACACACAGGAGAGAAACCGUACAGCUGUGAUCAAUGUGGCAAAGCUUUCACACAGGCAGGUAACUUGAAAGCCCAUCAACGCAGUCACACAGGAGAGAAGCCAUACGGGUGCGACCAAUGUGGGAAAAAGUUUUCCCAAUUCGGAACCUUAAUAAAUCAUAAACAUAUUCACACCGGUGAGAAACAAUACAGGUGUGAUUUAUGUGGCAAAGCCUUUACACUGUCAGGGGCCUUAAAAGUCCACCAACGUAGUCACACAGGAGAGAAACCCUACAGCUGUGAUCAAUGUGGCAAAGCCUUUACACGGUCAGGGGCCUUAAAAGUCCACCAACGUAUUCACACAGGAGAGAAACCCUACAGCUGUGAUCAAUGUGGCAAAGCCUUUGCACGGUCACGGACCUUAAAAUUCCACCAACGUAUUCACACAGGAGAGAAAUCAUACAGCUGUGAUCAAUGUGGCAAAGCCUUUGCACUGUCACGGACCUUAAAAGUCCACCAACGUAUUCACACAGGAGAGAAACCGUACAGCUGUGAUCAAUGUGGCAAAGCCUUUGCACAUUCAGGGGCCUUAGAAUGCCACCAACGUAUUCACACAGGAGAGAAACCGUACUGGUGUGACCAAUGUGGAAGAUUGUUUGCCCGGUGCAGUAAUUUGAGAGCCCACCAAUGCCGGCAUGCAGGAGAGAACCCGUACAACUGUGACUAGUGUGAGAAAGCUUUUAUUGAACGGUAUGACCUAAAAAUCCACCGAUGUGUUCACACCAGAGAUAACCCGUCAUGAUGUGACCAAUGUUGGUAGUGACAUUAAAGCCCACAAAUGUGUUUACCCUGCAUUGUUUUGGACAUUUUCAGGGCCAGGCAAACAUCUUCCUACUGCUUCCUCCCCAUGCCCUGAUAGCUGUGAUAUCUUACUUUUGUCUUUGAUUAUUUUUAUCUGUUUUUUAUUUCAACUGUAACCCUAUGUUGGACCACCAGAUUCCUCCCUGUAGGACUCCCAUGUGUGAGAGCUGAUGUAGAGGCAGAUAAUGUAUUGUUCUAUAUCAAAUAUGAAAAUAAUGUCAGUUGCAAAAGGUCUUAGAAACAGUUGACCAGAUGUCAGAUUUCACAAUAGGAAGGUCUCCUUAUAAGAAGUUGUUUUUGAAUACUCUCGAGUUGUUGUACUUUGGAGUCACUGGGAAGGACUCCUUUUAAGGAGUUGUUUUUGUAAUGUUGAGUAGUUCUUGUACAAUCACAACCAACCUUCUACAACCAACAGAAAUAUGUCAACUACACAUUUGAAGUUCUUAAGCAAUUAGGUCAGCAACUGCAUGAAACCAGUGCCAUGGCGUGGUAGAAUAGGCAAGCUUUAAAUUGGAUUUUAACAGAAAUAGGGGGAGUAUGUAAAAUGUCCGGGACACUCUGUUGUACGUUUAUUUCGAAUAACACUUAGCCUGAUGGAACAUUUUCUGUUGCUAUGAGUAAGCUCGAAGCCUUAAAAUCUGAAAUGACUGAAAAUGCUGGUAAGAGUGGAAGAAUCAAGUGGGAUGGGUGAGAGGAAAUUUUUGGAAAAUGGGGAGCCGUUUUGGCUAAAACAGGGAUAAUUGUACUGAUAGUACUCAUUCUGUUUUCCUUAUUGACAUGUUGCAUCGUGCCUAUCCUGAAGAAAUGGUGUGAGAGAGCGAUGGACAAGAAGCUGAACCUUGUAACGGGCAUACAAGGAGCACAAAUGCUAAGUAUGCUAACCCCUGGACAAUUGGUGCGCAGAGUCCUUCUGGCGCAGAGGGGGGAGGAAAUACCAGAUUUAUUCCCAAUUCCUGAUUACAUAGACAAAUUCAAAUGAUGAGGAGGAACUGUGAGAGAGAGAGAUGAACAAUGGCUGAUACUCUUUCCUGGAAGAGAGGACGGGGAAUAUAUACACCACAACCACAUACAAGAUAUCACAUAAACAAGAGACUGUGAACAGCAUACUCCACCGCUCUGACACCAUUUUCUGUAUUCAUUUUUAUGUUUUGAUUUUACAAGAGGGAAAUGUACUCUGAUUUCAACUUAGCAAGUUAUGCAUAUUAUCCAAAAUGAUUUCUGUGAUUCCAUUAUAGUCUAAUAAGUAAGUUGCAUUUUAUCUGGUGUAUUUGAUCUAUGUGUUGAAAAUUCAUCUGUUAGGCCGCCUAACGGGAGGGGGCCGAUGGGGGACUUUUCCUGGAUUCAACAGCCGCCAGGUUUUUCGUAGAGAUGUACCGAGACCACUUUAUCCUUCCCGAUACCGAUUCCGAUCCCUGAACCAUAGGUAUCUGCCAAUACCAAGUACCGAUCCGAUCCCAGCGCGUAAUAUCUCAACUCCUAAACCUCUAUGUAAAAUAUUAAGAAAUAAAUACAUAAUAGUAGAAUGAAUGCCAUGAAACUUUUUUUUAUUAUUAUGACCUUAUCACCUUAUCAUAUUCAAGUUUAAGAGUUUCACACAAGACCACAUAUUCAUGUUAGUAAGGAACACUGGUUGUAUCCACAUUGCCAUAUAUCCUACUCAUACUUAUACAAACAUAGGCGUUCAUUUACCAUACAUUAUCUAUGCGAAUAAUUUAUGAUAAAAUCAUAAAGAGGAGGGUCUAUGUAGAGGCAGAUAAUGUAUUGUUCUAUAUCAAAUGUGAAAAUGAUGUCAGUUGCAAAAGGUCUUAGAAACAGUUGACCAGAUGUCAGAUUUCGCAAUAGGAAGGACUCCUUUUAGGAGUUGUUUUUGUAAUGUUGAGUAAUUGUUGUACAGUCAUUUCCAGGAAAUCAAACUGGGCAGAACGGUUAGGUCCCAGACCCAGGCACAUCUGCACAUGGACGCAUACACACACAUAGACACACACCUAGACACGAACGCACAUGGACACACACAUACACACACCCAGACACGUACGCACAUGGACGCACACACACAUACACACAUGCACACAAAAGAACAGACGCUCACUCACUCAGAUAGUAUAAAGGUUUUUGGAAGUUGUAUGAGCGGGGCUGUUUCUGCUGUGUCCGCUAUUUUCUACGACCUGUAUUGUUGAGUUGUACUUUGCAAUUAAAGCAAUCCCGCUGGCUGUAACUUUUCUCCGUGGUUCUCCAAGUCUCUUCAUUUCAGUGUUUGCUGAAGUUGAGCAAUUUCCGUACACUGACCACAAACUUUUAAAAAUCAAUCAUGCAACUGUCCGGGGCAAUGUUGCGGCUCACAAUGCAUUUCAUUUCAUUCAUUCAUUUUUAUUUUUACAGGAAAAGAUUAAAAAUAACAUAAUAUAGAUCAGUCACAAUUGAUCAGGCCUGACUCAGUUAAAACUGGUUUACAGCAGGUUCCUGUUCUGCAGCACAUAAAGAGAGAAACAUAUCACAAAAACAGUGACAUCUAACAAACACAUAAAAGCAAACAGUAACAUGAACAUAUAGAGAGGCAUGGACUUGAAUGAAGUACGCACAAAUUAUGGGUUAAGUCAGUGGUUGCAGAUGUAUCCUUCCAUCAGGCAGUGUUUGUAUGCCUGUUUAAAAUGUAAAACAGAGGUUAUUACUCUAAUAGGAAAUGGGAUCUCAUUCAAGAGUUUGGUAUAUGCAUGAAAAAAUGAUCUCUGACCAUAGCUAUUUUUACAGGCUGGUGCUGGGAUAUGUUCUUGGGAGACUGAUCUAGUGAUGCGUUAAUAGCCUGAUUAUUUGUGUAGUUCUGAAAGGUCAAGGCAUUCAAAUUUGAAAGUGCAGUACAUUGGUGAGUCCAGAGGGGAAAUUUGCCAUGGAUCUUAUAAACUCUAUUGUACAGUCUGGCUAUUGGUUCAGUAAUUUCUUUUGUGGUGAGGGACCAGAUUGGGAGACAGUAGGAUAUUGUUGAGAGAAUGACUGCAUGUAGAUACGUGCUGGAGAUAACGUUGGUAAGGUAUGGUCUGAUCUUGGUAUAUACAUUCAGUUUCUGGUUGAGUUUCUUUGUUAAAUAAUGAACAUGAUUACGGUAAGUGAGAUUGAAUCGAGAGAUACUCCAAGAUAAUUAUAGGUUUCUGUGAUGGAUAGGUUUUGAUUAGCAAAGUGGAUUGGGUCUAAGAUGAAUAUUGAUCUCUUGGGCGAGUGGAAGUACAUACAUUCCGUUUUCUUGACAUUGAUAGUUAAGUGGUUAGCAUUCAACCAGUCAUGUAGGAUACCAAGAUCAGAGCAGAGUUUAAAGUUUACAAUAUUAGGCUCUGUGUCAGAGAGAAA